This is a messenger RNA of Erpetoichthys calabaricus (reedfish), 1803 nucleotides long. RefSeq names its product E3 ubiquitin-protein ligase rnf213-alpha. Gene Ontology annotation, cellular component: cytosol; membrane; nucleolus. The transcript has 7 exons. Gene Ontology annotation, biological process: negative regulation of non-canonical Wnt signaling pathway; ubiquitin-dependent protein catabolic process; sprouting angiogenesis. Lineage: Eukaryota; Metazoa; Chordata; Cladistia; Polypteriformes; Polypteridae. Gene Ontology annotation, molecular function: ubiquitin-protein transferase activity; ATP hydrolysis activity. The coding region runs from base 208 to 1803 and encodes 531 amino acids. The record is from RefSeq and is a predicted model, not a curated record.
AGUCAGCUCCACUCCCACAUCUAGAGAUGAAACGAAACUGAAAACAAACUACACCUUCUCUACUGUAUUUAGUCAAAACGAAACAUUGAGACAGUGUAGCUGAAGAUCACGAACGACUGGAACGGCGUUAGCUUCGCGGAAGGCACACGAGCAAUAGCCUAGUUCACGUUAUCAGAUAACAAAGGUGAUUGAAUCAUCGAUGUCAUCAUGGAGGAUGAUUCAGAGUUGGGUGAUAACCUCUCUGCAGAUGUGAAAAAUGUAAAGCAAUUCAAAGACCAAAUGAGACCUUCUGAAGACAAGAAUGAAAACCGUAGGUCUAUGAAAAAGAAGAAAAAGAAGAGGGAAAAAGUAAAUACAGAAGAGCAUCUUUCUGUAGCAGGUGACAGAAAUAGUUCAGACUUUUCUGAUGACACCCAAGUUGAAACUGCAUCGAAUCUAGAAGACAUCAGUCUCGAAACAGUGAAAGAAAAGAAAGAUCUGGAGAACAAUGUUUUGAAUCCCCUAGAAAGUAUUGACAAAGAAUCCAGUGCCAACAACUCUGAAAAUCAUGAUAUACAAAUAGAUGAAAAAACACAGCUGAACUUAGAAUCAGGAGUUGAAUCAGUAUGUAAGAGAAUGCUGAAAUUUGAAAAUGAAGUUAAAGACUCAUGUAAGGAUGUGAAGAUUGGAGAAGAUAACAACAAAAAUCUUUUGACAACAAAAUCUGAAGACCAGUCGGCCAGUGAUUGUUUACAUAACUUCCAACAAUCUGAAAGUAAACCUAUGUCAGCUCCUGUGGACAGUCCUGCAUGUUCAGGGCAUGUACAAGAAAAGAAUUGCUCAAUGGUUAAGAAGAAUCAUGAUCAAGUAAUGGAAGACUUUAUAAAUGUAAACCCAAGUCCAGCUGAAAAAAGUAAAAGUACUGAGCCUGAACUAACUACUGCAACUUCAACAACAAUGAAACAAAGUACAGAAGCAAAGCCAAAGAAAGAUCCCCAGUUAAAAGCAGGAAAAAAUAAAGGUGAAAAGGAAAGGGAAGAUGACAGUAUACCAGAAAACCAAAGACUACCUGAAAAAUGUAAAAACCCUGAUCAAAAUUCAACAAAGAUGAAACAAGAUACACAGACAAAGGAAAACACUGAUCCUCACUUAAGUGAAGAAAGAAACAAAGGUAUAAAGCAACUGGCAGCUGAUUCUCUACAGCAGUCAAAGAAACAAACAGCUGACAGUUCACCAGCACCUGAUGCUCCCAUCUCUGCAGCUAAUGAAGGACACAAAAAAGAUACAAAUCUGAAAUCACAUUCCAGUAAGACAUCAGAGAAACCUAAAAAUCUAAAGCCCCCUGCAAUAUCAGAACGACUCAGUCAACAACAACUACAGCAAAUUCCACCUGAUGAAAAGAUUACAAUUUACUUUCAUGCUGUUUUGUCCAAGGAUUUUAACUUUGACCAAAGUCAAGAUAAGAUCUUUCUACGUGCUGGAAAUCCAAUUGGAAAUUGGGACGAAAAUUUGGCUGAAAUAAAUGUAGUCAGGGAUCGUGGUGAAUGUGGAUUUCUAGUUGAAGGACACUUAAUUGCUUCUAAGACAAAUGUGAAUGUUUCAAUACCUUAUAAGUAUGCAAUCUAUAAGUGGGAAAAAAAGGAACUUCAAUAUGAAAUUAUUCAUAACAAUGACGCCAAAGGUAUUGUGAACCGUUGCUUGUUAAUAAAGGAAGAUCUUUUAGGUGACAGAGAAAGAUUCCUUUACCAGGUUUUAAAUUCCUCAGAUUAUAGUGUAACAGGAAAUAAUGCCCUUAUGGCACCCACACCCUGCCAAUGGGACUGA